AUGCGCCAUCCUGUUUACAAGAUUGGAUCGGAAAUCUACUUCUGCUGGCCACGCACUACCCUUCGGAGGAGACCGACCAGGGUCUUUCUCCGUCCACCUUUCGGACUCAUCCUUGUUCACACUUCUGCACAGACAGACCCUCACCGUAUUGCUCUACACUUCGUUCUUCUACGCUCAUCAAAACUACCUUCCCUCGGUCUCAACCCAGGCGGCACCAUUGUCCGUCAAACAGUCGUCCGUCCCAGUCACAGUGCAGGACACCCUGCGUCACCUAGAGCAGAAGCAUCAAAGAUGAGUGGAACCGGUCCUUCGGCUGGGGGAAUGCGGCAAAGAAGAGGAGCACCCUCAGGAAAGCGCUUUCUCAGUUCGCCUCUACAAUGACGCGGCACCCGGCUUCAAGGUCGGCCCCUUCUUUGUCGUCAUGAGCUCUAUCGUCUAUCUCGUCGUGGUCGUCUUGCUCCACAUCUGGGGCCGUCUAGGAUCCAAGUAACUCUUCUACUGUUGUCUUCAUUGUCAAUGUCGGCACGCUCGAUGCAGCGUUUGAUUGAGUGACGCGUGCCUCGAAUGGCCAAAAGGCUAUUUCAGAAGAGAGCUUGCUACAAACACGGGCGCCGUACCGUGCUUCCAUCUUUAUCAUCUUGCCCGCACUUUUGUUGCACAUUAAUAAACCGUUGUUACUCAC
Chondrus crispus (carragheen) is the source of this 682-nucleotide messenger RNA. RefSeq lists its product as hypothetical. The transcript is spliced from 4 exons. Lineage: Eukaryota; Rhodophyta; Florideophyceae; Gigartinales; Gigartinaceae. The record is from RefSeq and is a predicted model, not a curated record. The coding region runs from base 1 to 381 and encodes 126 amino acids.